UUUGAAACACACUUCACUUUUCUUUAGUUUCAUUGUCCCUUCAUAACUCACAAUCACCAAAAAUACACCCCUCCGUCCACUCCCCCCACCCCACCCCCACCCCUACGCCUACCCAUUUUGCUUGAAGAGUUGCUAUGGGCCUAUUGCUUCUUCUUCUUCUUGUUCCACAUUUAGUUGUUUUUGCUUUUUCUGUUAAUGAGGAGGCUUUCGUUGGUGUAAACAUUGGCACUGAUGUGUCAGACAUGCCUAAUCCAACUCAGGUGGUGGCUCUCCUCAAAGCACAGCAGAUUCGUCAUGUCAGGCUAUUUGAUGCUGAUCAAGCUAUGCUACUUGCACUUGCUAAUACUGGAAUCUGCGUCAUUGUUUCUGUACCAAAUGAUCAGCUCUUAGGAAUAGGUCAGUCCAAUGCCACUGCUGCCAAUUGGGUUUCUCGGAAUAUCCUACCUCAUGUUCCAGCCACCAACAUCACAGCCAUUGCCAUCGGUUCUGAGGUCCUUACCACUCUUCCUAAUGCUGCUCCGGUCUUAGUCUCAGCCAUGAAAUUUAUUCACUCUGCCCUUGUUGCUGCUAAUCUUGACACCAAAAUCAAAGUCUCUACCCCACAUUCUUCAUUUAUCAUCCUUGACUCAUUUCCACCCUCACAAGCCUUCUUCAAUCGUUCGUUGGAUCCUGUCAUUGUUCCAUUGCUCAAAUUUUUGCAAGAUACUGGGUCCUACCUCAUGCUCAACGUUUAUCCAUAUUAUGAUUUUAUGAAAUCCAAUGGUGUGAUCCCAUUAGACUAUGCUCUCUUUCGUCCCCUUCCCCCUAACAAGGAGGCAGUUGAUUCGAACACACUCCUCCACUACACUAAUGUAUUUGAUGCCGUUGUUGAUGCAGCAUAUUUUGCUAUGUCCUACUUGAACUUCACGAACAUUUCCAUUCUGGUGACCGAGUCAGGUUGGCCAUCCAAGGGCGACUCCUCUGAGCCGGAUGCUUCUCUAGACAAUGCCAACAGUUACAAUAGUAACUUGAUUAGGCAUGUUCUUAACAACACCGGGACUCCCAAACAUCCUGGUAUUGCAGUUAGUACGUUUAUUUAUGAGCUUUACAACGAAGAUCUCAGACCUGGUUCUGUAUCAGAGAAGAAUUGGGGGCUUUUCUAUUCCAGUGGAGUGCCAGUUUAUACCAUGCACUUAACAGGAUCUGGAACGGUGUUGGCAAAUGACACUACAAACCAAACCUAUUGUGUUGCAAAGGAAAAUGCGGAUAAAGAGAUGGUGCAAGCUGCACUAGAUUGGGCUUGUGGACCGGGGAAAGUUGACUGUACUCCGCUGUUGCAAGAAAACCCUUGCUAUGAACCAAAUACCGUGAUUGCUCAUGCAUCAUAUGCUUUUGAUGCGUAUUAUCACAAGAUGGGAAUGGCCGAUGGAACUUGCAAUUUCAAUGGGGUUGCUAAAAUCACUACCUCUGAUCCUAGUUAUGGUUCUUGUAAAUAUCCAGGAAGUGGACGGAGAAAUGGCACCUUCACCAAUAGCUCCUCGCUGGCUCCAUCAUCAGGCUCAACAGCAUCUGGCUGUCAUCCACAAUAUUCCCACGGCGUUCCUACGUUCUUGAGCUCUCUAAUUGUUGGUUUGACACUCUGGACUGCAGCUUCCUUGUAGCAUAGUGUGGAUGGUGAACAGAGUUUCACUUUUUCUGUAACUUGGCUCCCUAUUUUGUUCCUCCAAGGAGAGUUAAAGGUUGGCGUGGUCUUCUAGCUCGGGGCAGUAACUAGGAUUGAGGUUACUGCUCUGGAUUCAUUCCUACGUGCAGUCGAGGCAGAGAAGGCUUGUUGAUGAUUGCUGUAAUUAUCUUAGGGGUAGAAUCAUUCUUUUCCCCGUGAAGCUGAAUUGCUUUGUCUCGAAUGGGGACGUUUGAUCAUAUAGUGCAAAUAUUCUUGGUAGUAAGGGACUGCUUUCCUUGUUCAAGCCCGUAUUUAACGAGUAAGUAGUAAGUAGUGAACUGGCCAGGAGGUGGAAUAAAGCUUAUUUCAAGUAAAGAUUCAUAUAUAUAUAUAGGGCAAGGUAUUUUUUGCCUUCCAUUAUGGUGUCA
Messenger RNA from Capsicum annuum, 2070 nucleotides. RefSeq names its product glucan endo-1,3-beta-glucosidase 3. Gene Ontology annotation, biological process: carbohydrate metabolic process. Gene Ontology annotation, cellular component: plasma membrane. Lineage: Eukaryota; Viridiplantae; Streptophyta; Magnoliopsida; Solanales; Solanaceae. Gene Ontology annotation, molecular function: hydrolase activity, hydrolyzing O-glycosyl compounds. The record is from RefSeq and is a predicted model, not a curated record. The coding region runs from base 135 to 1640 and encodes 501 amino acids. The transcript has 4 exons.